This is a messenger RNA of Penaeus vannamei (Pacific white shrimp), 513 nucleotides long. The record is from RefSeq and is a predicted model, not a curated record. Lineage: Eukaryota; Metazoa; Arthropoda; Malacostraca; Decapoda; Penaeidae.
AAACGGAAGUGGGAUAGUGGGAAUGGCGAAGGAGGUGAGAACUGUCAGGAUGAAGUGAGUGGCUGUAAAUUCUGGGCUGCCAAUAAUGACUGCUACUGCAAGCCAACUGAUGGAGAUUGCUCAUGGCAAACUUAUGUUGCCAAGACAUGUCCCAAGAGUUGUGGAACAUGUAAUGAAGGUGGAAAUGGAGGUGGUGAUGGAAGCAUUGACGGUUGCGUCAUUGACUGCUCCCUCGGAAAGUAUCUGCCACAUCCAACUGACUGCCGCAAGUUCAUCCAGUGUGCCCCGUAUGGUCCCGAAGAGAUGCCUUGUGCUCCUGGAACGGUCUGGAACCAACAGAAACUCACCUGUGAUCACGAAUGGGCUUCUCCUUGUGUGACAGGCAGCUACUUGACUCCAGAAGGUCUACCAUGUGGAGGAGGUAGUGGUGGAAACGGAAGUGGAGACGGUGGAGACAAAGGAAACGGAGGUGGAGACGAAGGAAACGGAGGUGGAGACGAAGGAAACGAGGAA